UGAUAGCCGCAGGGGGACUGGGCACUGAGUCGAGCGAACAACUUGGGAAAUAUGGCGAGUCCAGAAGGCAGCGACGAUGAUCACGUUAAAAGACGAGGAAUUCUUAAAGACAGAUCUCAAGACAAGCACCACUCUGGAGUCCAAUGGGAUGAAAUGAACAUCAUGAUGACAUAUCACCCAGAAGACAAGGAUUAUGGCCACAUGAAAAUCAAUGAGCCUCCUACUCCAUACAACAAGUUAAAGGACCCAGAUGGCGAGGAGGGAGGCGGUCCUUCGUGUGAUCCUAUUUCUGACGAUGAGCCUGAGAGUUUAGAUCCCAAGGCUCUCUCAGAAAAGAUGCAAGAUCAACCAAGGCGUAAAAGCUGGGAAGAUACCCCAGAGGAAGACGAAGAGGAGGAUGAUGAAAAUCUUACUGAAGAAGAAAGAUUAAAGAAAAAGGAAUUUGAAGAACAUAGGAAAUACCAUUAUAAUGAGUUUGCUCAAGUCAAGCUUGCUAGGAAACUAAUUGAGCAGGAGCUCAAGGAAUUAGAAGAUGAUGACGAUGCAUCUGGGACUUCACCUGAUAAAGCAAUGGAUCAUUCCUGAAGGCUGCUGAUGAUGCACCACAACAUGUAUAUUAUCCACCAGCAAGAGAACUAUAUUGUUAUAAAGCAGUUGUAAUACACUGUUAAAGGCACCACAAGACUAGUCAACAAAACUUUUUAGAAGGUUUGAAUAUGGACCCCCUAUGAUGCAUCCACAAAUAAUCUCACAUUAUUACCGAAAUAAAGGUUUUUGAGGUGGGCAUGCAGGCUAGAACCCCCCACAAGGACUUCAUGCUAAAGGUGGUCCGAGAUUCCAUAUUCUACAGUAAACAGCAAGCCAUCUGAGUGCUUUAUAAUUUUUGCUUCAUUGUCAUUAAACCUAUCUCUUGGGUAAAAAAUGCUCCAAACCAUGUCCAAGGUGCUAUCCAUUAUGGGUAAGAAUUUAUAAUGACACGCCCAAUUUGCUAUCAUAUAGGGUUAGAAUUUAUUCUGCUGACGAACACCUGUUUGUUUUAUGGUCUGUUUUAUGGUGUUAAUACUAAGGUAUGGUUCACUGGAUAUGUGAUGGUGUAGAUUGUGCAGUGACAUGCUGUGGUUCGAUUUGUGUCAAAGCAUUGAGUAAAUCUUUAUUUUAAUAGCUUUGUAUAUAUUUGCUUCUUUUCUUUGUUAAGUAAAAAUUGUCACCGGAUAGCUAAUCUGACAACACAAGAUAAGAUUUGAUUUACUAAAUUUCAUUGGACUGGUGCUUAUUUAGGGAAAUCAAAAAUAAACUAAUUCAUUAUAGAUUGUUCAAUAAAUCUAACCCUAACCAAUUUAACUGGCAAGCUAUGUUUUGCACUUUGAUCACUAAUAUAGACUGCAUGAUAACCACAGAACAAUUUUUUUUCCAUACUUCAGCUUAGGACAUGUUUGUGUAUCUGAUGGUGUGCUCUUUACUAAGGUUGGCUGGAUAGAGUAGUAUCAGCAGAGAAAGUACAGCUUUUAGACUGUUUUGAAAAAGCAUUUAUAUAAAUAUAAAAUGAGUAUGUAUUAUGGUGAAAAUAUUUGUAGAUUUGAAUAAACUAGACAGUACUACAUAAA
Messenger RNA from Nematostella vectensis (starlet sea anemone), 1604 nucleotides. RefSeq names its product protein phosphatase inhibitor 2. Bases 52 to 585 code for a protein of 177 amino acids. Lineage: Eukaryota; Metazoa; Cnidaria; Anthozoa; Actiniaria; Edwardsiidae. Gene Ontology annotation, biological process: regulation of signal transduction. The record is from RefSeq and is a predicted model, not a curated record. The transcript has 5 exons. Gene Ontology annotation, molecular function: protein phosphatase inhibitor activity.